AUGUCUACAAAGCAAGAAUCUCAAUAUGAAGCUGAAAAGUCAACAACUAAUCUACUGAUAACCAAUUCAGUCAAUCAUCUUGUUGAUAAAGUCAAUAUAUUAUCAGAUCAAAUAAAUCAUUGUAUGAAUAUUAGUAGCCAGUAUGCAGAUACAUUAUCAAAAUCAAUAAAUACAAAUAAUCCGCAUACAUUGUACGCUCAUAAUCGCAGUUUACAAUGCAUUAUAAGAAAACUGUUUUGUUUAAAACAGUCAAAUCAAAAUGUGAUCAAAUCAUUACAACGUUAUCAAGGUUAUAUAGAAAAGCUUAUUUUUGAUAUAUGUCAAGAGAUGAUAAGCAACAGUCAAGCAGAUAUGCUUAGAAUUAAGUGUUCAAGGCAUAAACAUGAUGGUAUCGUCCAACAGGUUGUUCGUACUGAGUGUCAACUAUUAAAAAAUUUAAAAAGAACGCUAGAAUCAAAAAUGAAACUGCUACUUCAUACAAUAAAAAAUGUAAAAUGUAUUCAGAUCAAACUAGAUGAAUGGAUAUGUGAACAUGAUAGAAUGAUAGUUCAAACAGAGAGAAUAAAUGAAAGGCAAUCAAAUUCAAUAGUGUUGGAAAAGCAAGUUGAAACAUUGAAUGAUUCAUAUUCAACAUCAAUGAAUUUUAACAAAAUUUUAAAAACUAUUGAAUUUACUGUUUCACAUGCCAAUAGAUUACAGUUUGAUUUACUGUGUACAUUUGAAAGAAUUCAACAUUUCCUGAAUGGUACUAGAAAAUCAGUGUAUUAUGCUUUGACUGAAGAUUGCUCAUUUCUAGUUAGACAAAUGCACCAGUUGUUUAUAUCCAAUUUAAAACAAAAAAUGGCUCACAAUCGAAAUUUAAAAAUGAUGAAUCAGAUAAUGGGUCAAACACCUAAUAAAUCAAAUGAGAAAGUUAUGAAAAAAUUAUUAGCAAAUAAUGAACAAUUACAAACAGUUCGACGUGAAUUAUCUCUACAGUAUGAUCAUUUAAAUCAAUACAUGCAAGCGGAUCUAGAAACUCUACGAAGUCGACGUAGACAACAAACUGAACACUUGAUAAAAUCAAAUGGUGCUGAAAUGAGUUUAAUAAUAACUCGAAUAAAUCCUCAACAGCAUAGAAUAUAAAAAGCAGA
This is a messenger RNA of Trichobilharzia regenti, 1133 nucleotides long. Lineage: Eukaryota; Metazoa; Platyhelminthes; Trematoda; Strigeidida; Schistosomatidae. The record is from the annotation of a GenBank genome assembly.